This is a messenger RNA of Mycena citricolor, 3520 nucleotides long. Lineage: Eukaryota; Fungi; Basidiomycota; Agaricomycetes; Agaricales; Mycenaceae. The record is from the annotation of a GenBank genome assembly.
CCUGUCUCCAGGGAACUCGAAGUCAAACGUGGACUUUCAAUGGCUGUCUGCCUCCCCAAGCAAUCAAGGAUUGACACAGAUCGGAAACGGGGGACGCUGAGAGCCUGGGUGGGCCACCAAUUGCUCAGAGUGCGGGAUGGAUAUCAAUAGCUGAAAGGCUCUGAUUCACCACGUUACGAGAGAACAAACGGGCAGUGUAUGUGGAGAUAAGGUCUGUUGGGACUACGCCAGAUCGGGCUCGCAGAUCUGGACAGGCAGGCGUCCUCCCUUGCCAGAAAUAAAACUGACCAAGGAGUAACGAGGUGAAGCAAAUCACCUUCUUUCCCCCCGAACAUGCUCGACAUCCUCCCUUCGACGAUGUCUUCUAACCUGACGCUCUUUUCUGUGGUGGUCUUCGGACCACUGUCUCUCCUUACUGCAUUUCUUUUCUUCGUCAUCAACCUCAAGGCUCGCAAGGAGCACGCGCUCGUCCCCGGAUCCCUGCCCUGGGUCGGCAAGACCAACGAGAUAUUCUCGGCUGUUCGCAGCAAUUGGCGGGGCUUGGUCGACUCUGUCACGCUCUUCCGGACCGGGUAUCGCAAGCACUCCAAGCAGAACGAGAUCUACGUCGUCCCGACAUGGACAAAGGGUCCACAGGUCAUCCUGCCCCCGUCCAUGGGCGGCUGGCUGGCCUCGCGUCCCGAUGCGAUCUUGAAUGCCAAGGACUGCACCUUUGAAACCGCCCAGUUCAAGUACACCGUCGGACACCCAGAGAUCACAUCGAACGACAUGAUCGACCUCCUCAUCAAAGGCCCGCUCACGAAGACGAUCGGGGCGCUCAACCCGGAGCUGGUCGAGGAGAUCGAGGGCUCGAUGGAGACUCUGUUUGGCGUCGACGGCGAGUGGAGGGAGCUGGGCGUGUUCGACAGCCUGACCCGCACCGUGGGCCGAGUCGCGAACCGUGUCUUUGUCGGCAAGGAGCUUUGCAAGAACAUGGAGUUCGUGAUGGCCGGAACAGACUUUGCGCGCGACAUCUCGGUCAGCAGCUACAUCCUCCACAUGUUCCCAAAGUUCUUGAAGCCUUUGGUUGCCAAGUUCGCUACCAUUCCCAAUCGCCGCCACUCUGGAAUCGCGAUGAAAUAUCUGCAGCCGCUGAUCAAAGAGCGAGUCGAGAACAUGAAGCGCAAAGCGGAGGACCCCGAAUAUGACUGGGAAGAGCCGAACGACUUUAUCACAUGGAUGGUCCGCGAAUCCCUCAAACGCACCACCGAAGACGAAACUUCCGUCUAUUCGCUCUCCUACCGGAUAGUCCUGCUCAACUUUGCUGCGAUCACAACCACGACGAUCAUGUCCACGAACGCCCUGCUCGACAUCUGGAGCGCCCCCAACGCGGACGAGAUCGUCGCAUCGCUGCGCGAGGAGGCGCAGCGCGUCCUCAACGAACACAACGGCGAAUGGACCAAGGCCGCCGUCGCCAAGCUCGUGCGGCUCGACAGCGCCAUCCGCGAGAGCUCGCGCCUGUCGGGCGUGGGCGGGACGGCGAUGGCGCGGCGCGUGCGCGCGGAGAACGGCAUCACGCUGCCGAACGGGCUCGUCCUCCCGAAGAACGCGACGGUCGGGAUCGCGAUGGACGGGCUGCACUUUGACGAGGCGUACUACGAGCGCGUGCACGAGUUCGAUCCGUUCCGGUUCUCCCGUGCGAAGGAGCAGGCACAGGGCGCGGAGAAGCCGCGGGUGAACGAGGAUCUCGUCACCACCUCUGUGCACUGGCUGCCCUUCUCGCACGGCAUCCACGCGUGCCCCGGCCGCUUCUUUGCGGCGAACAACAUCAAGCUCAUCCUCGCGCACAUCCUCCUGCACUACGAGAUCGAGCCGUUUGCUGCGCGGCCGCCGAACAUGUCGAUUGGGGACAUUUCGGUUGUGCCGGUCAAGGCGACGAUGCGGAUUCGGCGCAGGAAUGUGAAGGCGUAGUGUUAGAGGGUGAUGAGAAUCUGUAGAUUGUCUGUAUGUACACCGAUAAACAAGGCUGGAUCCUCACAUGCUUCACGUUGAGUUGGAGGCUAGGGUUGAUGUGAUGGAGGAGGGGAAGGGCAGGUGCUGAGUGAUGCGUCAUGACCAGAACGAUUCUGGCAGUUGGAUUGCGAGUCCGCCUACACGCAUAGCUUUCAAAGUCUCACUUGAAUGCGGAGAGAGAUGUCCCUCAAGACCAGAAGCAUUGGAUUUGGUGAUGAGGCUCUCAAUAAGAUGUCUGUCGAGUUCAAGAAAUCAAGUCUCAGUGAUCGCGUGGCGUCAGCGUGGUGAGUCAGCGUCGACUUGCAUAGAUCUUUCAGCCGCAAUCAUGCGCGGGCGCCCCAAAAUCUCUCCAAAUCGACUACCAUGGCCACCGUGCCGCCGCCAGGAAAAUUCGUUAUCGGAUCGCGGGGCUCACAGCUGGCGCGGGCGCAGACGCACAUCGUGCUGAGCCUGCUGCGCGCGCUGCCCGGCGCCACCCCGGAGUUUGCGACGUCUUUCAUGACGACCGCGGGCGACAGAGACGCCUCGCAGGUGGUGUACCUGCUGGGCGGGAAGGACGCGUGGACGAAGGACCUCGAGGUCGCGCUGCUCGAGGGUGCGAUCGACAUGAUCGUGCAUGCGUGCAAGGACGUCCCGACGACGCUUCCGCAGGGCUGCAUCAUCGGCGCGGUGCUGCAGCGUGAGGCUCCUGUGGACAGUCUGGUCGUCAAGGCGGGGAAGGACUGGAAGACGCUGGAGGACCUGCCCCCCGGGAGCGUUGUGGGGACGAGCAGUGUGCGCCGCGUCGCCCAGCUGAGGAGAAAGUUUCCCGAUCUUCAGUUCCUAGACGUGGUGUGUACCCCCGCUGUCUCCCGCCACAACUGCACACUCUGAUCCCCUGUGCUAGCGUGGCAACUUGUGCGUAUCCCUAGCCUGCUCUCCCCGCCAGCAUCGCUGAUCCCUCUCACAGAGACACGCGCGUGGCGAAACUCGACGCGCCGGACGGCCCGUACGACGCGCUCAUCCUCGCCAAAGCCGGGAUGCUGCGUGUCAACAUGGGUCACCGCCUGACCUGCGACGUCGGCCCGCCAACGCUCUUCCCCGCCGUCGCGCAGGGCGCCAUCGCCGUCGAGAUCCGGGACACCGACUCCGCCGCGCGGCGGCUGUGCGAGCAGAUCACGGACCGGCACACCCAGUGGGCUGUGUACGCGGAGCGCGCGUGUCUGCGGCUGCUCGAGGGCGGCUGCAGUGUCCCCGUCGGUGUCUACACGCAGCUGGACCUUGAGAAGGGCGAGUUGGAGCUGACUGGAUGCGUUACCGCUCUGGAUGGGCUGAGACACGUGCAGCGUUCCUUUAAAGGACCUGUUGCAAAUCUCAAAGACGCACAACGAGUGGGCGAAAGUCUGGCUCGCUCGCUCAUAGAGAACGGCGCCGGUGCUAUCCUCGAUGAAAUCAAGGGAGAUCGAGCAAAAAUCGUCGCCUCAUGAAGGGAAAGGAAGCUGCUGGUAAUCAAUGUAUGCUAGGUAGUUGACUCUAAAAUCGUCCGGAC